AUGGUGUCAAAGAAUAUCUUCGCGGAGCCCAUUGAUGUCAAGCUGCCGCCGCCCCAAAUCUCGACUCGCAAGGAUCAUCCUGUUCCUCGAAAGGGAAUCGCGGAGAAUGCACCUCUUCAGACCAACAAGUUCUACUCCAAUUUUUUCUUGGAAGAUCAACGAUGUCCGACUUUCACGUUCCCCUACUCGCUCGCCUGGGCUGGAGGCAAGGGCACGACGGCUAGCUGGGGCAUGGCGUGCUCUCAUACGGAGGCAAGCCAACGGGUCUUCGGUAAGGAGAAGUUUAAUGGUGCUUCGUCCUAUUACCUCAACCCCGUCGGCAUCCAGUCCUUGGUCCUCUCUGCCAAGGAGCUUGGAAAAGAUACGAAGCUUUCCAUUGACAGCAUGACGGCCUUUUCGGCACGCGUGCAUCUCAGCAAGGAUGGCGGCUCUCCUCCUGCAAUGUCGUUCCCCUUGGUGCAGGGCAUGGCGUACAUCACGGCACAGUACAGCGGCGUGACUCCGGUCAUCCAAUCUGGUGUAUUCUUCAAGACUAUGACUCGAGUUACACGAGAUCUCAAGAAAGACCUGGCCAAGUUCACCUUCAAUCUGGAGGAUGGCUCAACUUGGCUGGUGUAUGCCUGGAGGACAAAGGGGGAUCCGCUGGACCUGAAGGUGACCAACAAUGGCCUGGCUGAAUCAAAGGCGCCGUUUUACGGUGUCAUCCAGGUCUGCAAGUGUCCAAAGAGCCAAAUAUCCGAGAAUAUCCUGGACGAUGGCGCUGGCAUAUAUCCCAUCUCACUUGAACUGACAGGUACCACUCGCGGACUUGAAGGCACCUACUCGUUCAAUUUCCAGAUCGACGGACAUCAGAAUGGCAACCUUUACAUGUACGCUCUCCCCCACCAUGUCGCCUCGUUUGAUCAAGAAACAUCAAGCCGCAUACAGAAGGAGACGCAGCUGCAGUCGACCACCAAGGGCCUUGCCACACUGGUCAAGGGAAAUCGCUGGACCAUGGUGGAGCCUGCAAUGCCGGUGGGCAUGUCGUUUGCCCCCUGGGAUCCGAAGAAGGGAAGCAUCGAGAAGCUGUCAGACCACGCGAAGAGCAUCAUCCGCUCGGCCGCCGCGAAGGAAGUCGCACAGAACAUGAUCUCACAAAGCAAUCUUGAUUCCAUGUAUUUCAGCGGAAAGGCCUUGGCCAAGUUUGCGACUAUACUAUAUGUGAUCAAGCACAUGCUGGGCGACAAUGCGCUGAUGCAAACUGGCUUGGGGCAGCUCAAGGCGGCAUUUGCCACGUUUGCGGCCAAUGAGCAAAAGUUUCCCCUUGUCCAUGAGACUGCUUGGGGUGGUAUUGUAUCGUCGGCUAGUUAUGUCACUGGAAACUCUGGCGCCGACUUUGGCAACACGUAUUACAAUGACCAUCACUUCCACUACGGCUAUCACAUCCUUGCUGGCGCCAUCAUUGGCCAUCUCGACUCGGACUGGCUGAAGCAGAACAAGGACUACAUCAACAUCCUCGUUCGCGACGUGGCCAACCCCAGCGCCAAAGACAAGCUGUUUCCCAUGUGGCGCAACUUUGACUGGUACCACGGCCACAGCUGGGCUCACGGUCUCUAUGCCGCUAUGGACGGCAAGGACCAAGAAUCAAGUUCCGAGGACAUGAUGCACGCAUAUGCCCUCAAGAUGUGGGGCAAAGUGAGCAAGAAUGCCGAUUUGGAGGCAAGGGGCAAUCUUCAGCUCUCCAUCCUCGCCCGAAGCCUGCAGAACUAUUACCUGUACAAAAAUGACAACCAGGUGCAGCCCAAGCAGUUCAUUGGCAACAAGGUGGCGGGCAUCCUAUUUGAGAACAAGGUGGACCACACGACGUAUUUCGAUCCCAACAUCGAGGCCAUCCAAGGCAUCCACAUGAUUCCUAUCCUACCCUCGACGCCGUUUGUGAGGCCCAAGGAGUUCGUUCAGGAGGAGUGGGAUGCCUUUUUCAGCAACGGCCGAAUCGACGACAUUGGCAAUGCCUGGAAGGGCAUCAUCUGGGCUAGCUAUGCGUCGGUUGACCCAAAGAAGGCCUGGGAAUUCUUCAGUUCACGCUCGUUCAGCCCCCAGUGGCUGGAUGGCGGAGCAUCGCUGACGUGGUUCAUGGCUUAUUCUGCCGGUGAGUCCUGGGUACAUUCGCUAGAGCUGAAGUCAUGGAUUGGAUGCUAA
Molecule: messenger RNA, 2178 nt
Organism: Trichoderma citrinoviride
Lineage: Eukaryota; Fungi; Ascomycota; Sordariomycetes; Hypocreales; Hypocreaceae
Product: glycoside hydrolase family 81 protein
Exons: 5
Coding region: 1-2178 (725 amino acids)
Cellular component (GO): cell surface
Molecular function (GO): endo-1,3(4)-beta-glucanase activity; glucan endo-1,3-beta-D-glucosidase activity
Source: RefSeq, a predicted model, not a curated record